ACACCGCUCACAAGGGACCCUAUAUAAGCUCCGCAGCUGUCAGGUGGAGGACACUGGCUGCUUUGCACUGGGGCACGACUCGCUUUAGGGGAUUACAGCUCUAGAUACUCAUAGAUUCAGACACUGACAAUGUCGCAUGCUUGGGGAUACGCAGCGGACAACGGACCCGACAAAUGGGCUGACAACUUCCCUGUUGCCAAUGGACCCCGCCAGUCUCCCAUUGACAUCGUACCUGAUGAAGCAUCAUACGACGCAGGGCUGAAGCCGCUCAACCUGAAGUACGACCCCUCCACCUGCCUUGACAUUCUCAACAACGGGCAUUCCUUCCAAGUGACCUUCAUAGAUGACUCCGACAGCUCAACUCUGGCAGACGGACCAAUCUCAGGGAUCUACAGGCUCAAGCAGUUUCAUUUCCACUGGGGAGCUUCUGAUGAUAGGGGAUCUGAGCACACUGUGGCCGGGACCAAGUAUCCUGCUGAGCUCCAUCUGGUGCACUGGAACACCAAAUACACAAGCUUUGCAGAAGCCGCCAGCCAGCCCGAUGGACUUGCUGUUGUUGGAGUUUUCCUGCAGAUUGGUGAUGACAAUGAAAAUCUCCAGAAGAUUCUUGAUGCCUUUGAAAUGAUCAAGUGCAAAGGCACCCAGACCACUUUCGCAAACUUCGACCCUUCUGCUCUCCUCCCUGGUUGCCUAGACUACUGGACAUAUGACGGCUCUCUGACCACACCCCCCCUGCUGGAGAGCGUUACCUGGAUUGUUUGCAAAGAGCCAAUCAGCAUCAGCUCUGAGCAGAUGUCCAGAUUCCGCAGCCUGCUGUUCUCUGGUGAGGGUGAGGCCGAGUGCUGCAUGGUGGACAACUACCGCCCUCCCCAGCCCCUCAAGGGUCGCUCUGUCCGUGCUUCCUUCCAAUAAUUCCCCCUCCCCCUCUGUUGCCCUUUGCUGCCCUCUCCCUCCCUUCCCCCUCCCUUUAGUCAGACACCCAGAGUUACCUCUCUUGCAGUGAGCCACAAAGCACACAUAUCUCUCUCCGUCCAAUUUUAAAAGAAAUAAUAAUUCCCGUGGCCCAUUACGUUCAAUGCUGGGCAAUCUAACUGUGAGCUGGAACACUUACAGGAUUUGCAUCUCUGUUUCUAUGCGUGUGCUAAGCCAGCAAAGAUUCCCUGUCAUCAUUUAUUUUAGAAGACAAACACGUCACAGUGGAGGCAACACAUUUGCAAGGAUUUUGCAUCUGAUGCCAGUGUUUUUAGACGUAACACCAGCAGGUAGAGAAGAAAAUAAAGAUUAUUUUAGACAAAAUGGUGCUCUCGAGCCCACAGGAAGCAGAAAGCACAAGCUUGUUGCAGUGGUCAGGGGGAGGAUGAAACUAUAACACCAUCUGUGAGGAGGAGGGAAAGGUGCAGAUAAAAAAAAACACACAGAGACACACAAGACACAUACUCUUCCGCUGCCAGUCUGUCGGUAAUCUCUGAC
Molecule: messenger RNA, 1470 nt
Organism: Toxotes jaculatrix (banded archerfish)
Lineage: Eukaryota; Metazoa; Chordata; Actinopteri; Toxotidae
Product: carbonic anhydrase 1-like
Exons: 7
Coding region: 130-912 (260 amino acids)
Biological process (GO): carbon dioxide transport
Cellular component (GO): cytoplasm
Molecular function (GO): carbonate dehydratase activity; zinc ion binding
Source: RefSeq, a predicted model, not a curated record